Messenger RNA from Spinacia oleracea (spinach), 1157 nucleotides. RefSeq lists its product as uncharacterized. The record is from RefSeq and is a predicted model, not a curated record. Lineage: Eukaryota; Viridiplantae; Streptophyta; Magnoliopsida; Caryophyllales; Amaranthaceae. The transcript has 2 exons. Gene Ontology annotation, biological process: translation. The coding region runs from base 343 to 906 and encodes 187 amino acids. Gene Ontology annotation, molecular function: mRNA binding; structural constituent of ribosome. Gene Ontology annotation, cellular component: ribosome.
AAGAAAACCCCAAAUGAAUUUUUUCUCUCAAACUCCAACUCCCACAGUCGCAGCUGUUCUUCAUUUCCGCCCUCGUUCUGAUUCUUCCACUUAAAACCCUCCAACAAAACCACCGUGUUUAGUUGUAUCCCACCUCUAAUCGGCGGCGCCGCUUCCAUUGUCGAUUUUUCGAUUUUCGAUUUGGGGGACUCCCAACUACCUCUCCUUCUCUGCCGCUGUUGUUCUCGGCGUUCACGACAGUGUUAGAGAACAUUAAUCAAGAUCAACUGAGUUUGUAAUUUCCAGCAAGCAACUUUUGUUGUUGAGAAGAAUAUCUUGCUUUCCCUAAUUAUCUGGUGAAAUAUGCAUUUCAUUAAGCAUUUAAGAAAUAUACAUAUAAAGUCCAUAUUCCAAGAAAAACAUGUCCUGUUUCAAGCCCGUUGUCUGCAAACUGACGUAUCCAGCAAGCCUAAGAGGUACAAGUACCCCACGGCCUACGACCCAUAUGGGCCAAGGCCACCACCCUCAGAAAAAGUCACUCAACUAGCUGAACAAAUCAUAACCCUAACUUCUGAAGAACGAGCUCAAAUCGGUCCAGCACUCAGAGAACUACUCAAACAUCCCAAGUUGGAAAAGAUUUCAACAGAAGGCUUAGACUUGGGUGGUGCAGCUGGUGGAGCCACCACCGCGGCAGAGGAGAAGGUGGCAGAAAAAACCGCUUUCGAUGUGAAGUUGGAGAAGUUUGAUGCUACUUCGAAGCUCAAGGUGAUCAAGGAAGUAAGAGCUUUGACCAGUCUAGGACUGAAGGAAGCCAAAGAGCUAGUUGAAAAAGCACCAGUUGUACUUAAACAGGGACUCACAAAAGAAGAGGCAGAAGGUAUGAUUGAGAAGAUUAAGGCUGCUGGUGGAUCUGCAGUAAUGGAGUGAAACAGAACGAAGAAAGAAAGCGAAUUCCAUUAUGUAUGGGUAGAUUUCAGGAGUUUAAACUGUUUUUCAGACUGCAAAGAUCAAUGCUUUUGCAUAUUUUUCAAUGGCACUUUUAUAAUGUUGGUUAGUUGUGUUCUGUAGUUUGGAAUGUGCUUGUAGUUGGGAUUUUCAUGUAACUUCUGAAUCUCAUUGGAAUUUUUUGGUCCAACAAGCAGCGACUUUAUCAAUAAAGAACAAAAAAAUGCCUCACU